Messenger RNA from Vespa velutina, 8276 nucleotides. RefSeq names its product rap1 GTPase-activating protein 1 (gene RapGAP1). Gene Ontology annotation, cellular component: cytoplasm. Lineage: Eukaryota; Metazoa; Arthropoda; Insecta; Hymenoptera; Vespidae. Gene Ontology annotation, biological process: regulation of small GTPase mediated signal transduction; activation of GTPase activity. The coding region runs from base 2680 to 5763 and encodes 1027 amino acids. The record is from RefSeq and is a predicted model, not a curated record. The transcript is spliced from 11 exons. Gene Ontology annotation, molecular function: GTPase activator activity; protein binding.
AUAUCUUGCUAAACGAACCGGUUAAAUGACGAUAGUAAAACAAGAUCUCGUAGUAGUUGGUGGACGUCGAGUAGAAGAUCGGAGAUGUUCGAAUCGAUUUCCGUUUGCAUCUCGACUACUACGAACCCGCCUACGACGGGUUAAUUAUCUCUGCUUUUAAAAGCUUCGCCGGUGAGCAACAGCAGUAGCGGUGGUGGCAACGGCAACAGCAACAGCAACAGCGGCAACGAUAUAUACUCGCCUUCGACUCGCCUUUCAUGCGCAUCUCUUUUCAUACUUGCUCUAUCUUUCGCGCGAAGAUAAAACGAAGCUGGAUAAAAACACGGUGAAAGAUAAAAGGGCGGGCAGAGAAAGGGCUGGAGAAAGGGAGAGUUUCUAAGGGAAAACUUACUUUCGAAAUGGUCGCGUUUGAAGAUACCGACAAAAAGAAAAAACAAGAAGAAAAAAAAGAAAUAUUAUUAAAUUUAUAAAUAAUCUCAUAUCUUAAUUAACGACAUGUAACUACUGCGUCACUUGUAGAUUACUUUCCCGAGGGUAGAAAUGAAAACGAUUAUAAAAAGAAAAAAAGAAGGAAUAUUAUUAUUUCAUUUAUUUAUUUUCCUUUUAAAGAAUUAAUCUUUACAAAAAUCUUUACAAAAAAAUUUCGUUCAUUCCUAAAAGAAAAAAAAACUAAAAAAAAAAAAAUAAAAAAAAAAGGAAAAGAAAAGUGAUCUCGUUUGAAAGAUCGUUGCAGUUUAGAAAGAUCGCUAUCCGUCGAAAGUUCGAAGGUUAUAAUCGAGAUACCAACAUAAUUAUUAUCUUAAAGAAAGAAGCGCGAGAUAAAAAAAGAAGAAUAGAAAAAAAAAAAAGAAAAAAAAAAAAGAAAGAUCUAGCAAGUAUGAGUGUCUCUCCGAUCAUUAAAAGCGCGCUUUUCUCGGAGUGACGACACAAUGUAUUGAGAUAUCUCGGCGCGUCGAAGAAAAAGAGAAGAGUGGGGAUCGUUCUCCUUUGCUGGGACCGUGCGUAUCCCCUACUCUUCGGCUCCGUAGCUUUACCCCCACCAAAGGUCAUCCGAUUAACGGGCGUCGCCGGCAAGCAGCGACGAAGUGCCAGAGGCGGCAGUCCGCGCUUGCGGGGCCUUACGAGAGGGGGUUUAUAGUUCGUGUCUCUCUCACUACGACGUAUCACGUUACUUCAUCGAGAUUAAUCGCGAUUGUCUAUAAUCAUAGAGAUAUCGAUUGGAAUGUAUAUCGUUUGACGAACGGGAAUAAUAAAAGCGAGUUUAAGAUACUUUUAGAAAGUCGUUUGAGGGGAAUAAGUCACGUGUAUAAUAACUACAACGACGUAGUCGUCUCUCCUGUGUGUUGUUUACCAGAACGAUAAGCGUAUUCAUUGUUUGGAGGAGGAUACUCGUAUCGUAAACGCAGACACCCUCUCCCCUGCCCUCUCUUGCCCUCCCCUCCCCCGUUCGACAUAUUAUCCGUUUCUCUUUUUUUAUUUAAAGGCGAUACCAACACGCUCGUGACAGAUCAACACGUUUGUUUCGUCUAAUGUGUUCUCUCUAAUGGUAUUGGUAAAAGGACGUCCUAUCAACCAAAUCAUGUAUUGCUUACGUUAUAUUCAUUAUUAUGUUUAUAAUAUCGAUCGUUAUGUUUCAAUAUAAAAUCAAGAGGAAAAAGUGAUCGAAAGGGAAAGCUAUAUUGCCUUAGGGAACAUAUCUUUAGCGAAGAGAUAAAAGAGAAGUAUCGUUAAUAGAAAAACUGGACGUUCGAAGUUUCUCUCUGUUGCCUUUGUAUGUUAGCAUUGGUUCUGAUCGAGAAGUCACCGCGAGUACUCUCACGUUCUUGGAACGUUUCUUCGUGGGGAAGAAAAAGGAAGAAAGAGAAAGAGUGAGAGUGAGAGAGAGAGAGAGAGACAGAGACAGAGAGAGAGAGAGAGAGAAAGAGAAAGAGAGAGAGAAGCGUGGGUCUUCGUCCAACAUCUUUCGACGUCCACGGCUGGUGCAAUAAGAGAAAAGCUUGUCCUGGAAAACAUCGAAGUGAGAUUACUCUCCUCCUACGAGAGAAUAGAUCGAACUGUCGGGAGGAAACAAGAAUACGUUCGAUUCUAAGAAAAUAGAGGAUCGAUACGUCUUCAUCGUAAGUAAGAAGGAAAGGAAGAAAUAAAUAAAGGAAGGAAAAAAAUUUGGAAAAAGGGAAAACGCGAAAGAAGAAAAGGGACUUUGUAAAAUAAAAAAAAAAAAAAAAUAUUUAUUUCUACGUAUAGCCGGAGGCUAUCAAGACCCUUGGCUGAUCAAGAUAGGUCCUUAUCUACUUGAACGAUCCGAACGAAGUAAACGAUCGCUAGGUGAAUAUCUCGUGGGUGGAGAAACGCGAUGAGGGGGAGGAGUCGAGGUACUUGGUGAAUUACGUUUUAAACCACCCCCUCUAACCCCCCUACUCAGAACAGUCCGCCCGCCAACAGUCUCCUUGUUCCAGCACCGGUGGAAAAACUUUUUCAAGUAAACAGUAAUUAUUGUAGGCGAGAGAAGGCGAUCGUGAUUAAUAAUCGGCACCGGUUGAACAUCGAGAAACCUCGUGAGAAGAGAAUAGAAGGGAAGGAAAUAAAGAGAAGAGAGAAAAAGUAGCAGCGUGGGCGUUCGUGCCUGUGACGUGUGACGUGUGCGUGUGCGUGUGCGUUUGCGUGCACUCGCGUAUAUGUAUGCACAUUUACAACACGGAGGACUACGUACUCCUUCGUACCCUGGGUACAAAGAGUGUUAAAGAGAAAGAAAAAGAGAAAGAGUUGUACGAUCGUGCAAAUGAUCGUUCCCUUACGAUCCUCUCGAUCGUCGAUCGUCUUAGUGGAUGCCAGAUUGCCUGGAUGCCAGUUUUGGAAGGCGGAAUAGCAAAGAAGCGUGGUGCCGAUAGGCUCGGUCGCAAAAUGCGAAUGAGACUUUGCACCGCAUCGAAGGAGUCCUAUACGCUGCUCUCCAAGAAACGGAGACAGCAGCUCGAACAGUCCGUAUAUUGCGAGUCCGAAUCUCGGAGGAGCGCUGUGGAAGAUGAAAGGCAAGACGUCCAUGGCACCAAUCAGGAUAAGAUAAAGGGAACAACAACGCAAGAUCUCUUUGAAUUGUUGGAGAGAGUUCAAAGUUCUCGAUUGGAUGAUCAACGAUGCGUAUUGCCACCAUAUUUCUCUCAGUUAAGGAAAGCUGAGAAUCUCGAGUCCCGAGAAAACAACAGCAACACGGCAGGAACGGCUGUGGUGGCGGCAGCGAACUCGACGACGUCAGGUUGGGUUCCUGCGUCGAGAUCGAAGGGCGCAUUCGAGAGAGGGAACGAAGAGGGGAGAAAGAGAGAGAGCGAGAGAGAAAGGAGGAGGAGGAGGACAAGAAGCACGGUUAUGAUGGGAGUACUGCGCUGGAGGCACGAUCUUAGAUCGGAGGCCGGCCAACAGGCAGGAGGAACAGCAACUGCAACAACAGCAACAGCAACAGCAGCAGCUGGAGCAGCUACGACAACGACGCAGCAACAGCAACAGAGAGCCAGUUCUGGUCAUGGCAAUCAUGCGCAUGCGCAUGCCUUGCCGAAAUUACUCUCACAGACAGCGAGAGACGAACGAGCUGCAUCAAGUCCGAGUGGUGCAGGUGGACAAAACAACCACUCGUCUUCAUCUCCAUCGCCCUCUCCUGUCGGCGAUGCACCUCUUGGACGAGCCCUUAUGGAGGCCGCACUUCAACAGGCCACUUCCGGCUCGCAGGAGCCACCCUUAGUCGUGACACCACCUGGUUAUUGGUUAGAUGGAACCGAUCAUCGACAUACCUUAGACUCGGCAGGCAGAGCACUACUUCCUGCUCAGCCAGCCUGGCAACCUAGGAUAGAUCAGGAUGACACGGCUAAGUGUUACAGGCGUUUCUUCGUUGGCAGAGAACAUGUGAACCUGAUAGGAAGGGACAGCGAAAAUGGGCCGGUCCUUGUCUCGGUGAAGGCCGAGACGGUCGCUGGACAAGAACACUGGCGAGUAUUGCUGAGAUUACGUGCUGGUUCAACGCAUGAGUUAGUCCCAGCAGCAUCUCUUGGACCGAUUCCUUCACCAGCGAAAAUGGUUAAGACGAUCAAUGACUCCUUGAACGUAAACACUUUGAUGCCAGUGGUAUGUUCAGGGGCUGGUACUUUGAUAGCUCAAUAUGACGAGCAUGCACUCGUUUCGAGAUUCAAAUUCGGCGUACUACAUCAACGGGCUGGGCAGGUGACCGAGGAACAGCUUUUCGGUAAUCGCCAAAUCACACCUGCUUUCCAAGAAUUUCUUGAUCUUUUGGGGCAAAAGAUCGACUUGAAAGAUCACAAAGGAUAUCGAGGUGGUUUGGAUACUCGACACGGCCAAACAGGAGAUUCCGCGGUUUACGAAGUAUUUCGUGGUCGUGAGGUUCUCUUCCAUGUAGCUUCGCUUUUACCGUAUAGUCCAGGUGAUUCGCAACAAUUACAACGCAAGAGACAUAUUGGUAAUGAUAUCGUAGCGAUUAUAUUCCAAGAGGAACCUACACCUUUCAGUCCUGAUAUGAUCGCUAGUCACUUUUUGCACGCCUUUAUUGUCGUGCAAGUCGUCGAUCCAUGUACGCCUAACACAAGGUAUAAGGUGAGCAUAACGGCGAGAGACGACGUACCUUGGUUUGGUCCGGCCUUACCAACACCUGCUGUCUUCCUGAGAGGCGUUGAAUUUAAAGAAUUCCUUCUUACGAAAUUGGUCAACGCUGAAAACGCGGCUUACAAGGCUGAGAAGUUCUCAAAAUUAGAAUUACGAACUAGAUCCGCUCUGUUGGAGUCCUUGACGGAAGGAUUGCAAGCAAAAACAACGGAGUUCUUAGGUGGUACCAUCGGUUUAGGAGGUAAUUUAGCAUUCGGUGGGAAUUGUCCUGUAAGCCCAACGGCAAGUGACUCUUCGGCUUCCGGUGGCGGAGGUACUGGCUCAAGAUUUAUCGAUACGGUACGAAAAGCAUUGAUAUCUCGAGUGAGAAAUGCGUCGACCGAGAGUGUACCUCAACAACUCGCUAAAAAGGGUGCUCAUUCUGAACCAAGUCCACCAAGUAAUCGACAAUCCAACGGAAAGAUAAGUGGAAAACGAUCCGUUGAACCGUCAAGUCCAUUGGGUUCGCCAGAUUUGACUUUACGAAGGGACUCAGAAAGAGGUAGUCCUAGUUUGGGAAGUCAAGACAGUAGUUUGUCCAAUACGGACAAUCAGGAUAGCAGUUUGGCUACAUUGCAGCAGGAUGAGGUAGAUCGUAGAGAGUCUAAUACAGGAAUUGGUGGAGUAAAUGAUUCCACGAGCACGGAAAAGAUCACUACGGUUUCCUCGGUACAACGAUUAACUCAUGAAAACUUGAGAAGACAGGAACGAACAGAAAAGACCGAAGUAACACAACGCGUUGUUUCCGAGAGCGACGAUAGUUCAUUGAACAGCGAGCUUGAACUCGACCAAGCUGUUUAUCCUGACAGCGACACCGGUCUUGAAUCUAUGAGUUCCGCGGAAACGCACGACACUACGAGAUGUAAUGCCAAAGACGGUGCUGCGGAAACCGAAACUUUGAGGAUGGAAGUUACUAGACUUAAGUGCGAUAAGCUGGACUUAUUGAGACAAAAUGUGACUUGUCAACGCGACAUUAAACGCCUUCGAGAGAAAGAGUUACAAUUGCAAUCUGACUUAGCAGCAGCAUCGAAAGAGAUUCUCCGAUUAAGGGCGAUGCUUAAAGAAUGUUCGACGAGCAUUCCUUUGGAUAACAACAAUCAACAAACGUCCACCGUUUGAAGGACCGUCGAACGCAUUUUUUGAUUCGUUAUCGCUAACGGUUAUUACCGUUAAAGAUCGCUAUAUUUUAAUCGUCGAAUGGGGACCGACCAAUUCGUAAACUUCGUAGAUCUUCCACUCUUCCGAGAUCGUUUCUUUUAAAAGGGAAUCAUUUGUUGUGUAUAUAUAUAUAUAUAUAUAUAUAUAUAUAUACACGAAAAAACUUGCAAUCAAUGCUUUCUUCCUCGGUUCGCUUUUACGACUGGGUUUUCUUAGAUAGCGAUUGGUACAAAUUCGAUAAGUCAUAAGGGAUAUGUAAUUAAAAUGUAAAGUCAAAGACGACACAGUUCUUUCGAAGUGGAACUCGUUAUUAGAACGUACAACAGUAUAGAUUCUGAUUGUUGAAGUACUUGUUUAACUUAUAUCCCAAAUAUUUAUCGAUUAAUUUAUUGAUAGAUAUAAGGUAAUCCCUUGUAGUCAAUAUAGUUGAUAAUUCAAUAGAUAUAAAUACCAACCGCGAUACAAACAUCUUGUCAUUAUAAUAUUAGUCACUUUUUAAAGUGAAAUGGCCUUUAGAUCUAGCAUUUGUGAUGCUAAAAAGAGCACGCAAAAAGUAACGCACCAAUGCAUAUGACCGUGUAUUAGUUAAGUGUAGGUCACUUAACUCCGAUUAUACUUCUCGCACACAUCUUACAUAGUAUAUAUAUAUAUAUAUAUUUAUUUACAUAUAUAUAUGUUUAUAUAUACAUAUAUAUUUAUAAAUAUGUAUAUAUAUAUAUAUACACUACUGUAAGUAGUAAUAAUACAAACAUCUAUUAAAAUCUUUGAAGAUUCGGAUUUAUUAAUUUACCGAUUAAGUCUAAUAAUAAUGAUAUAUCUUAACAAAUUCGAGAAUCUUCAAAACUUAUGUGAACAUGUCGCAGGAAAGUAAUAUUUCUCGAUAAUACGUUGGCACAUUAGUGAAUAUAAAUGUCACGCAAGUUAAUACUUCAAUAGAUACUUCCAUCGUCUCUUAAAAUCGAUUUACAUAAUUCGACGAAUCUAUUGAUCAUUUUUCUAAUAAAUUAUUCUAUGAUAUACGUAUAUCUAAUCGGUCAUUGCGUUAAAAUAACAUUAAAAGAAAAGUAACAUACAUUGUUCAUGUUUUGUUAAUAUGAAAAAAAAAUAAGAAGAAGUUAAAUAUCACUUGCUGCUUUAUUUUGUGCUAUGUCUCCGUUAGUUUUUAUUAUUAGUAUUAUGAUAUGAUUUAUAUGUAUAUAUAUAUAAAUAUAUAUAUAUAUAUAUAUAUAUAUAUAUAAAAGUAUUUUAUAUUAACAAUAACGUUUUAAUUGAUAUAGCUUGUGUAAAUAAUUGAUCAUCCAAGUAGAUGCAAAUAUUGACAGGAUUUAGAGAGAAAAAAAAAGGAAAAAGGACAAAAACGUUCACUCACAACACACGUACAAUACCAAAGCUUAAUAUAGUUGAAGUCAUUUCUUUUCUUUCUCUACAUUCCUUUUCAUACAAUAUGCAUUGAGUUACAUAUAGAAUAUAAUAUGUAUCGUAUACCUUCGGCACUUGUGAAAUCUUUACUAUACUUAUCAUUCAAAUUUCUUCCUUCAGAGCACAUUAGAGGUGCAUAUAUAUACAUAUAUACAUAUACAUAUAUAUAUGCAUAUAUAUAUACACGCACAUAUAUUAUGAAUACUUUGCUAAAACACCACGGAUAUCACUGCCUAUACAGUAUCACUUUGCAAUUCCAUCUUUGUCAUUUAUAAAAGUAAUAUUACAAAUAUUAUAAAUUGUUAUCUUAUUAAUGUCGAUAAAAAUUGAUAAAUUAUAAUUUAUUAUAAAUCACCGAUUCGCAAUAUGUUUCAUUGUUUUUUUUUUUUUUGUAACAAACGAUUUGAAUUAAAAUUCGUUUUUAAUAAUGUAUAUAAUGUAAAAAUUGCGUUUCUCGUUAUAUUUGUGGUUCGAUUCCGUAAACGUGUUCCGUCACUUUUUUCUUUAUUUUUUUUUUCUUUUUUUUUUCUUUUUUUUUUUUUUUUUUUUUUUUUUUAUAAUUUAACUAACUACUAUCGUCUAGUUCUUAUGCUGGCCUUGCAAAAUCAAAGAAAGAUGAUUUAUUACAAUGUAUUACAAAGAGGUACGCGUUACUACGUUUUGAAAGAAAGUGAGAAAGAAAGAGAAUAAGAGAGAGAACGAAAGUAAGAGAGUGAGAGAGGGAGAGAGAGAGAGUGUGUGAAAGCAUAACAGAGUGCGCAUGCGCGAGAGAAAGAAAGAGAGAAUACUAUUGCUAUAAAUAUAUAUUUUGUAUUUAAAUAUUAAUUAUUCGAAUCUAACUAACUGAACUGCGGAUACUAAUUAUUCUCUGAUACUAAAAUAGGAAAAUAUAUAUAUAUAUUUCUUAUGACUGGUAAGAGUAUUCGCAUUCUGUAUUUUCUUGGUUUUCUUUUCUUUUUUAUUUAAAAAUUUUUUUUUUCUAAUGCACAACUGUCGACUCGUAUAUCAACGAUAAAUGAUGUCCACCAAUAAAAAAUAAAAAUGAUACAAAUAAA